Messenger RNA from Cercospora beticola, 3080 nucleotides. Its product is annotated as glycoside hydrolase family 55 protein. The record is from RefSeq and is a predicted model, not a curated record. Gene Ontology annotation, molecular function: polygalacturonase activity. Lineage: Eukaryota; Fungi; Ascomycota; Dothideomycetes; Mycosphaerellales; Mycosphaerellaceae.
CCCUCAACAUUCGCGAAGCGUCUCUCCCUAUUGUCCGCUGUUCUAUUGUUGUUCCAAGACACUCAUUCACAGCGUGCGCAACGCGUCGCUGCCCUUCUUCCAUUGUGCGCGCUUUCCUGAUAUAACUUUCAGUCUACCACUUUACAACUCGACCCAAGAGUUUUCUCGCACACACCAAAAACAGCCCACUCUUUUCAACAACCACAAUCACUGAUCCGUGCCGGCCACCGAUCUUCCACCACAAACACCACUUGCUCUUGACAGCAAAGAUGUUUUCGCCACGCAGCCUUGCGCUGCUCGCAACCGCACUCUCAGGAUUGCUUUCAUUCUCACCCGCCGCUCAAGUCGCCGCCGCGCCCGCUGCACAAGCCGACAGCGCCGCAACAGCCGCCAGCAGCUACUGGCUGGGUACCAUCUCGCGUGAAGGCGGAACUGUUUGGGGCAACAACGACACCGACUACAAGAUCUUCCGCAAUGUCAAGGACUUCGGAGCCAAGGGCGACGGUGUUACUGACGAUACUGAAGCCAUCAACACCGCCAUCUCCAGCGGCAAGCGCUGUGGCCAGGACUGUGAAUCCUCAACUAUCCUGCCAGCGAUUGUUUACCUGCCACCCGGUGUUUACAAAGUCAGCAAGCCGAUCAUCAUGUACUACUACACUCAAUUGAUUGGCGAUGCGGUCGAGAAGCCCACCAUCCAAUCCACACCCGACUUCGCAGGUAUGGCAGUUCUCGACAGCGACCCGUACGACGACACUGGCAAGAAUUGGUUUAUCAACCAGAACAACUUCUUCCGACAGGUUCGCAACCUCAAGCUCGACCUCACCCAAACGAAAGCGGGAACUGGUAUCCACUGGCAGGUCGCCCAGGCUACAUCACUUCAGAACAUUGAUUUUAUCAUGACGGAGAGUGCCGAUAGCGAGCAGCAAGGCAUUUUCAUGGACAACGGCUCGGGAGGCUGGUUUAGUGACCUCACUUUCACUGGUGGCAAAUUUGGCGCUUUCCUCGGCAGUCAGCAGUUUACAUCUCGAAACCUCGUGUUCAAGAACGUGAGAACCGCAAUCUACAUGAACUGGAACUGGGGCUGGACGCUUUCCAACGUCUCUAUCUCUGGUAGCACCGUUGGCAUCGACAUGUCCGUUUCCCCUGCUAAUCAGAGCGUUGGUUCGGUGCUGCUGAGCGACAGCGUUAUCGAGAACACGGAGUACGGCGUCAAUUCCUCCUUCUCGCUGACCAACAAUGUCCCACUUACUGGCGGUUCUCUGGUUCUGGACAAUGUUGACAUGUCUGGCGUCAAGCAGGCCGCCGUCUGGUCCAGUAAAGACCAGAAGUCGAUUUUGGCACCUGGCAAGAUCUCAAGCUGGGUUCAAGGCACAAGUCACGUCAAUGCUGCCAGCGGAAACCGCACCCAGAGCUCUACAUCAACCUUGAAGAAGUCAGCGCUACUCGUCGACUCUGAGGGAAAGGUCUACGGCAGAAGCAAGCCUCAGUAUGAGAACGUCCCCGCUUCCAACUUCAAGUCUGCCAAGGCUGCUGGUUGCAAGGGCGACGGCGAAGCCGACGACACCCAGUGCAUCAGAGACUUGUUCGGAUCUGUUGCGAGCGAUCCAAACGCCAUUGCUUACUUUGAUCACGGCGCCUACCUCAUCAAGGACACAAUCACGCUUCCCAGCUCAAUCAAAAUCACCGGAGAGAUCUGGCCGCUCCUUGUUGCAGACGGCGAAUCCUUCAACGACGCUGAGAACCCUAAACCCGUCUUUCAGGUCGGCGCUCGUAACGGCGAUGGUAAGGGCGAGGUUGAGAUCACCGAGCUCAUGUUUGAGACCAAGGGCGCUGCUCCGGGAGCUAUCAUGAUUGAGUGGAAUUUGAACUCCGACCCGCUUAAAUCAGGCAUGUGGGACAGUCAUGUCCGCAUUGGCGGCUCCUACGGCACUCAGCUGUCCGAAGGCGAAUGUCCAGGCUGGCCAACAACCGAACCCACCGACAAGUGUCAAGGCGUUUUCCUCAUGUUCCACGCUCGACCAGAGUCAGGCGGCCUCUACCUUGAAAACACAUGGUUUUGGGUUGCUGAUCACGACUUGGAGGUGAAGAACCAGACUCAAAUCUCUAUUUACAGCGCUCGCGGAACAUUGAUCCAGUCGCAAGGACCGGCAUGGCUGUGGGGCAGUGCCUCCGAACAUUCAGUGAUCUACAAUUAUCAGAUCGAUGGCGCAAAGGCUGUGUUUGGAGGUUUCAUGCAAACCGAAACUCCUUACUUCCAACCGAACCCGGAGGCCACGGAGCCAUUCUCGGUGAACACAGAAUACCACGACCCAGACUUCUCCAACUGCAAUGCGACAGGAUCUCCUGAUGUCCCAUGCGCAGAUGCUUGGGGUCUCAUUGUGAAGGACACUGAGAGCUUGCUUGUCUAUGCUGUGGGAAUGUACUCAUUCUUCAACAACUAUCAGCAAGCAUGCGUUCCGCUUCACAAUUGCCAGGAAAACAUGAUCAAGAUCCAAAAUUCAACGGUAGACAUGUACACCGUCACCACGAAGGCCGCCAUAAACAUGAUUCUUGACGAUUCCAUUCAAGGCGCCGUCCUUGCUGCGCCCAACCGCAACAUUUUCGGAGACACAAUCGCCUACUACCACUCGGGCUCUUCUUAGGGAGAUGCGCCCGAGCCAGAUGGUGCGAGCAGUGUUUCCUCGAGCGGAUACCCAAUUAGCGAUGUGACCACAGCUCGCAGUAGCAGUACUGUGAGCAGCAUCGCCACUCUCGUCGCGAACAGUGCUGCCAGUAUCACCGCCGGUGUCACUGCCAUUGCUCAUACCGGAGGAGCGCCGGACAUUGUCACAGUCGUCUUCACCGCGACUAAGACCGCGACAGUCGCCGCCACUCCUGUUACCUCACCCGCCUGCUAGGCAGGUUGGUGGUCUUCACUUUCGACGUACACAUUAAGAUAGAGAGUCUCUGGUCGACUUCUCUUGCAGAAGCGCAGAGUGUGACAGCCACGACAGACAUGAUUAUACCCAGCGCCAAAGUCUGGCUGCGGAUGACCGGAGUUGGUCCGGGCAAGGGAGUCAAGGCGUUUUGUUUUGUUUGGC